This is a messenger RNA of Daldinia decipiens, 435 nucleotides long. RefSeq lists its product as uncharacterized. The transcript is spliced from 2 exons. Bases 102 to 371 code for a protein of 89 amino acids. Lineage: Eukaryota; Fungi; Ascomycota; Sordariomycetes; Xylariales; Hypoxylaceae. The record is from RefSeq and is a predicted model, not a curated record.
ACCCGCACAGCACGCCAUAACAUCUAUACUAACCAGUAACUAAUAACUUCCCACGAUUUCUCAUAACUCAGGCGCAAGCAAGUGCAGUAUAAAAUAUCAAAAUGAAGUACACACUGCCCUCCCUCCUCCUCCUCCUCCUCGCCGCCUCCGUCUCCGCUGCCAGUCUUCCUUUAACAAAGCGCAUGACCUGCAGCGCGGGCCUAGACAACCCGUGUCAAAACUUGUACGUUCCCGCCUCGUUAACCUCUUUCCUACUUACCUACCUACCUACCUACCUACCUACCUACCUACCUACCUACCUACCUACCUAUCUCGUCUACCAGAUAGACUCUUAUGUUCCUGGCCGGCUAGGUAGGUGGGUAGGUAACUAACCGCGCAAAGAUGCCAAUGCUCCAGCGGCAGCCUCGCUUGCCACUACGACCCCACGUCCCGGUG